Molecule: messenger RNA, 636 nt
Organism: Mercenaria mercenaria
Lineage: Eukaryota; Metazoa; Mollusca; Bivalvia; Venerida; Veneridae
Product: dynein light chain Tctex-type 5-like
Exons: 2
Coding region: 1-636 (211 amino acids)
Biological process (GO): microtubule-based movement
Cellular component (GO): cytoplasmic dynein complex; cytoplasm
Molecular function (GO): dynein intermediate chain binding
Source: RefSeq, a predicted model, not a curated record
AUGACAACCCCUACAGAUGCAACAAAUAAGAUUCCUGCAAAAACCACACCAGAUGUUCAAAAAGACGACGUGUUUACGGAAUGGCGGAGUCGGAAGGCAUCUAUCAACGCCUUUAGUGGUCUGAAACCUCCAGGAGAUAUUAGCAGCCGACGUAAAUCCAAUCUGCGGGAUUUGACCACCCACCUUGCAGGCGCAAGAGGGGCUGGAUUGAGACGGCUCACGAUGUCUAUACGGGCAAAAUCAGACAUUUCCGCUGACAUGGUCAAGCCGACUGUGAAGAAGGAAAACACGUACAGAAUGAGACCUGAUGAUGACAAGGGAUUUUCUGUGGCAAAAGUAGAAAAAGCUGUGAAAGAGCUGUUUGAAGACGAGUUAGAAGGUGUAGAGUACAGUCACGAUACUUCGAGCAAACUCGCAUGUGAGAUUUCAGAAAAGGUUAAAGAGAGGGUGAAAGAUUUUAAUUUUGCGCGUUUCAAAAUUUCAGUAAAUGUGAUCGUUGGACAGGUUGAUGACCAAGGUAUGGAAGUUGUUAGUCGGUGUGUUUGGGAUGACAAACUGGACCGUAGUGUUUGUGUUACCUUCAAAAAUAAAUCUUUAUAUGUGAUCGCGCUUAUAUUUGGUGUGUAUUUUGAAUGA